Messenger RNA from Arabis nemorensis, 642 nucleotides. NCBI's taxonomy places the organism in Eukaryota, Viridiplantae, Streptophyta, Magnoliopsida, Brassicales, Brassicaceae. The record is from the annotation of a GenBank genome assembly.
AUGGCGACGAAGAAGUACAUAAGCGAUGGACAAACAUCGAAGCGUGUCGUUGUCUGCGGCGGAGGCGUAACCGGCGUCUGCACGGCGUAUUUCCUCGCCAAGAAAGGAAUCGCCGUUACCCUCGUCGAGAAAUCAGCCGUCGCGUGCGUCGCUUCCGGUAAAGCCGGUGCGAUGGAAGCCCAAUCUCUCGCUGAGGAGCUAAACGGUGUCGAGUCGUACGGAUACAGACCAGUCACAACUCUUAGCCUCACCGUGAAGGAAUCGUCGAAACCCAUCUCCGGUGGUUCUGAUUUACCGGCGUGGAUCGACGGUCCGGUUAAAAGCCCAUCGACGAUUGGUACGACUGAAACCACAGCACAAGUGCAUCCUCAGUUAUUCACUCGGAAACUGUUAUCGACGGCGACGAAGAAAUACGGUGUUGAGGUUGUGAUCGGAAAAUUGGAAGAGGUGAGAGUGGAAUUAGGGCGAGUUGACUCGGUUUUGCUUGAAGGUGGGCGAGUUAUUGAUACUGACGCGGUGGUUCUUGCGAUGGGUCCAUGGUCGGUUUAUCUGCUGAUCCAGAUCAGGUACCAAGCAAUCCUGAAUCGAUUGAGGUUCUCAAGAGACGAAGAAAACGCUCGAGUGAAAGCAGAGCAAGCGUGA